Molecule: messenger RNA, 2055 nt
Organism: Limanda limanda (common dab)
Lineage: Eukaryota; Metazoa; Chordata; Actinopteri; Pleuronectiformes; Pleuronectidae
Gene: ncam3
Product: neural cell adhesion molecule 3
Exons: 17
Coding region: 1-2010 (669 amino acids)
Biological process (GO): axon guidance; dendrite self-avoidance; homophilic cell-cell adhesion
Cellular component (GO): axon; plasma membrane
Molecular function (GO): cell-cell adhesion mediator activity
Source: RefSeq, a predicted model, not a curated record
AUGACAAACCCAUCAGCUCUCUUGAGACUGGCCUCACUGCUGCUUCUGCUGGUGUGUUGCACAGAUGCAAAGAUGCAGAUCAUAACCAGCAAGCCAGAUAUCCUUGUGGGAGAAGAUACAUUACUAUUGUGUAAAGCUGGAGGAGAGGGGGAUAUAACGUGGCAGAAAGACGGGGUAGACAUUGAAGAAGAAAAGGUGACAAAGAUCGAUGAGACUUCCUCUAAGCUGAUCAUUAAGAAUGCUACUAUACAGAACACAGGCCAGUACACUUGUGUGUGCGACUUCGACUCGGGAAAGCAAGAAGAGGCCCAAGCACAGCUGUAUGUUUAUGAGGGUCCAUCAUUUGGAGGCACCCCAAUCUACCACGAGUUUCUGGAGGGCACAAACGGGCUGGUGCCGUGCCUGGCGACUGGCCGGCCAGCAGUGGACAUUCAGUGGCUUCGGGACAAACAAGAAAUCCCUUCUAAAGAGGGAGAACGUCUGCGUCGACUUGAUAACACACUCCAUAUCGAAAAAGUGAGGAGAGAGGAUGCUGGGACGUACGUGUGUCAGGCGCACAUCAGACGACGACCCAUUCAUCAGCUGCUCUCUGUCUCUGUUGUUGUCAACGCUCCUGCUAAAGUGCAACUGAGAGAGGAGUUGAAGAAAGUAAUGGCCGAAUCAGAAACCAACGUGUCUUUGCUUUGUUUGGUGGACGGUCACCCGAAACCCAAUAUCACCUGGACCAUGCCGGUGUCAUUAGACCAUUUUCGUCAUCAGUUCAACUCAGACCGUAGUCAGUUGUUUAUACAGGCUGUAGCCAGAUCUGACUUAGGGGAGUACAUCUGCACCGCAGCCAACAAGAUAGGAGAGGACAGUGCAACCAUCGAGCUUCAUGUUUAUGAGGCCCCAGAGGUGUUUCUGUCAGCAGUCCAGCGGAACGUGUCAGUGGGCGAGCGUGUGUCUGUGUCCUGUAACGUCUCUGGACAUCCUCAGCCCAAGCUACACUGGCUCAACAAGAACAAUGGACAGACACUGGUAAAAGACUCGACUUCUGGUCGUAUCCAUGUGGUGGACGGUGUGUUGCUGAUAGAUGAUAUGAUGCCCUCUGAUGGUGGGAAGUAUUCUUGCAUGGCUGUCAGCACCUCUGGAAAUGCAUCCAGAGAUGUCACAAUAUACACCCAGCCUGGUCCCCCUCACUACCUGUCGGUCUCGCCUGGCCCUACCUCAGUCCUCUUCUCCCUCAAGACCCUACCCAUCAGUGGAGGAACGCCAAUCACAAGUUUUGCCUUGCAGUGGAGGCAGAGCUCAGCAAAAAAGUGGAACGAGGUCACUCUACCAGCUUCAGAUCCCCUAGCUAUCACCACCCUCAAGCCUUAUACAUUGUACACAGUGCGUUUAGCGGCCUUGAAUGAGGCAGGAGUAGGACAAUUCUCUGACCCAAACAGCGUUCGCACCCAGGGAAUACGAGGUGAGCCCGACAGUCCAGUUUUGUCGCCCAAUGAGAUUAAAGUGAUGGGCAACAACUUCUCCACCCCUCUUAAGCAGAUAGACGAUGGCGGAGUGCCUCUGCUGCACUUCAUCAUUCGGUACAAACAGGAUAAAGAAGGGGCUGAGUGGACAGAGAUGCAGCUGCCGUCCACCACUGACACUGUCUCCCUUAAAGACCUGUCUUUUGGCUCAGACUACCAACUGGAGGUCACAGCGGUCAAUACUAAUGGUUCCUCUAUUCCUGCCACACUGAACUUCACCAUCGCGGAAAAGCCUCCGAGUAGCCGUACCAUGACCAAAGGCAGCGUGGUUGGCAUCGUCAUGGUGAUCUUCUUGCUGGUGUUUCUGGUGGUAGACGCCACCUGCUGCUACAGAAACCGCUGCGGCCUCCUAAUGACCAUCGCUGUGAAACUCUUUGGACAGAAAGUUCCAGGCCUCAAAAUGCUGGAGGAAGGGUUGGGGAGCACUAACGGAGACGUGAAGCUGAAAGGCAUGUCCACUCCGAGAGGCAGUAUGCAACAGGAAAACCCAUCCAGAUAGAAACCAGUCCGCUGCUGAAGCAUGAGGGGAGAAAGUGGUGAAACA